Messenger RNA from Mesocricetus auratus (golden hamster), 5551 nucleotides. RefSeq names its product oncostatin M receptor (gene Osmr). Gene Ontology annotation, cellular component: membrane; external side of plasma membrane; signaling receptor complex. Gene Ontology annotation, molecular function: ciliary neurotrophic factor receptor binding; leukemia inhibitory factor receptor activity; cytokine binding. Bases 288 to 3425 code for a protein of 1045 amino acids. NCBI's taxonomy places the organism in Eukaryota, Metazoa, Chordata, Mammalia, Rodentia, Cricetidae. Gene Ontology annotation, biological process: positive regulation of cell population proliferation; cytokine-mediated signaling pathway. The record is from RefSeq and is a predicted model, not a curated record. The transcript is spliced from 19 exons.
CUACAUCCCCCAUGGGACCAGGAGGCAAAUUCCUGUGGGUCCCAGGAGUGCCAAAAGCGCUCGGCGAGACGGGAAAUUGCAACAGUGCUGCCCCUCGGCCCUCCCCACAUCCCCCCCACCCCGUCGCCUUCCCGUAACUCCCGCCCCUGGACACUUGCCCCGCAGCUGAUUCAUAGCCCGGGCGCGGGGCCGCCUCCACAGGCCGGGACAGACGUCCGCACCCGCGCCCCUGCGAGGCCCAAGAGCGGCCGGGCUCCGGAGCAGUCGCCAGGCGGACAAUCAGGCCAAUGGCUUUCUCUGCGGUCCUUCAUCCAGCCUUCCUCUUGGUAGUGCUGCCCCUGAAGGCAUCCCUAAGUGAAGUCUUGGGCGAGCCUUUCCAGUUGAUUCCUGAGAUUCUUACUGUUUCUAUUCAGUCUAAACUUCAGCAAGUGAAUUUACAGUGGACUGUUCCAAACCUUACUCAUCAAGAAUUAAAAAUGGGAUUUCAGAUAGAGAUUAGUAGAAUGAAUGCAUCCAACAUCAUCUGGGUGGAGGAUUACAGCACCACUGUGAAGCGGAACCAAGUUCUGCAUUGGAACUGGAAGUCUGAAAUCCCCUUGGAAUGUGUAACACAUUUCAUAAGAAUCAGGGCUAUGGUAGACGAUGCCAAUUACCCUCCACAGAAUUCUUGGAGCAACUGGAGUUCCUGGAAAGAAGUCAGUGUACAAGUUUCAGUUGCACCUAAUACAUUAUUAAUAUUUCCUAAAAGCAAGCUGUUGGAAGAAGGCUCCAAUGUCACCAUCUGUUUGCUGUAUGGACAGUAUCUAUAUAAUGUAUCCUGUAUGUUGCAAAAAGAGCCAAUCCAUGGAGAACAACUUGAUUCACAUGUAUCAUUAAUAAAGUUGAAUAAUGUUGUUUUCCAUAGCCACUCAGGGACAAACAUCUAUUGUCAAGCCAUGAAUGCCACUAAAACGCCAUUUGGUACUGUUCUCUUUGUCUCAAAGGUACUUGAGGAACCCAAGAAUUUUUCUUGUGAAACCCAAGACUUUAAGACUUUGAAAUGUUCGUGGGAACCCGGGGUAGAUACUGCUUUGACCUGGUCUCAACAAGAUUCUCAAAACUACACUUUAUAUGAAUCGUUCUCUGGAAGAAGUGAGCUUUCUGACCACAGAAAUUCACAUAACUGGAAAAUCACUGAAGAAUCACAGGAAACAUAUAACUUCACACUCACAACUGAAAACAACCUAAGGAAAAGAAGUGUCAACAUCAUUUUUAACUUGACUCAUAGAGUUCAUCUAAAGGCUCCCCAUGAUGUCACCCUGGAAACUGUAGAUGCUAAAAAAGCCAACAUGACCUGGAAGAUGCACUCCCGUGGAGACAACUACAUACUAUUGUGUCAAGUUGAACUCCAGCAUGAAACAGAAGUGAUACAUGAGUGCAACGUUUCUGUCCACAUGAGUGCGAGCUACCUCUUCAGUGAUCUGGAGCCGGACACAGAGUACAAGGCUCGUGUGCGCUGUGCGGAUGCCAACCAUUUCUGGAAAUGGAGUGACUGGGCUCAAAAGGCGUUCAGCACACCUGAGGCGGCUCCCUCACAGGCUCUUGAUGUGUGGAGACAAGUGCGGUCAGAGAAUGGAAGUCAUGUUGUGACCUUAUUCUGGAAGCCACUAUUAAAAUCACAGGCCAAUGGCAAAAUCGUAUCCUAUAAUAUAGUUGUAGAAAACCAAGACCGACCAUCUGAGGCAGAACACUACUCUGUCCAGGCACCAGCCCUUGGCACACAGCUGAGCCUUGACAUGUGUUCUUACAAGAUUCACAUCACAGCCAACAACAGCAUGGGUGUGUCGCCUGAGUCAGUGAUGGCCCUCUCUAAUGAUUCAGGACAUGCCAGCUACAGAGUGAACAAAGUGGAAGCGAUCUCACAUCUGAAACCAAGACUGACAUUAAUGUCCCUCUUGACUGAGCUGCAGAAAAAUCCUGGCAUAGUAAAUCCCCAGUCACCUGCUAUGAAAAGGUACACAUGUGGACAAAAGGCAAACGGAGUUGACAUGCUGAGGUCACACACCUUGCAACAAUGCUAUCCUUCAGUUCUUGCUGCUAAAGAAGAGGUCCAUGAAAAAAGAAUUAAAGGUACAAAGGAUGGAUUCCAUAUUUCUUGGGAGCCUUUAUCUGGAGAUGCUUUAGGCUAUGUUGUGGACUGGUGUGCACAUUCCCGGGACCAACACUGUGAUUUGAAAUGGAAGAACCUAGGUCCCAAUACCACAAGCACCAACAUCACCUCAGAUGCUUUUAAACCAGGGGUUCGGUACAACUUCAGAAUUUUUGAAAAAUCUGUGCAACAGAAUGCUCAGUUACUAGAGAAACAAACGGGAUACACACAGGAACUGGCUCCUCUGGAGAACCCGAAAGUGAUCAUUAAUAACUUUACCUCCAACUCCUUCAUCCUGAGCUGGCCGGGUUAUGACAGCGACUUCCAGUCUGCUUUUAUAGAAGGGUACCGUGUGUACUUGAAAUCCAAGGAGAUGCAGUGCCACCCAAAAGGGAAAAGGACGAGUCUUUCAGAUAAUUCAGUGCUCUGUGAAUAUGAAAUCAAAGACCCCGAGCAAAAGUCAUUCACUGUGGAAAACCUUCAACCAGAAUCCCUCUAUGAGUUUCUCGUCACUCCGUACACCAGUGCUGGCCAAGGCCCCAAUGAAACAUUCACAAAGGUCACGACUCCAGAUGAGAACUCCCACAUGCUGCUGAAGAUCAUAUUACCCAUGACUCUCUGUGUCUUGCUCAUCGUCAUUGCGUGCUACUGGAAAAGCCAGUGGGUGAAGGAAAAAUGCUAUCCUGACAUUCCAAAUCCAUACAAGAGCAGCAUCCUGUCACUGAUAAAAUCCAAGAAGAACCCCCACUUAAUAAUGAAUGUCAAAGACUGCAUUCCAGAUGUCCUUGAAGUUAUAAACAAGGUAGAAGGCCCCAAGACACAGUGCAUAGUCUCUGGGAAACCACACAAUGAAGAUGUAUCCAUUAAGCCUCCCUCCUCAGUGCCAACAGAAGACGGUUCCUCUGGCCCUGUGCCCUUCAUGUUCUUCGAGAAUUUUACUUAUGAUCAGUCAGCUUUUGAUUCUGGUUCCCAUGGCCUCAAUCCAGGACCCCUAAAAGACACUCCAGGUCAACUUGGACUAUUGACUCCACCUGACAAGUUACUAAAUGUUCUAGAAAAAGACUACAUGAAGUCCCUGGCAGAAAGCCCGACUGAAGAAACUAGCUUGAUUUAUGUGUCUCAGCUGGCUUCACCCAUGUGUGGAGACAAGGAUAGUCUUGUCACAAAUUCACCCAAGCCAGUGCACUGUUCAGGUUACAAAAGACAAAUGGCAGUUCCGGGAAGACUCCCAUCACUUGCUCUGAGUGAGAGUAACAGCCUGACCUCAAUGAUACUCUUGGGUCAAGGUGAACAGUAAAGUUAACCACCACCAACCCAGUUAAUAGGCUACAGGCACUUUUGGGGAUGUGGCUGGUACCAUGCCAUCACCAUGUGCCCUGGUCCUUGACUCCAGCAGCACUAAUUUAUAAAAGAUCAUUACAGGCUGACAGAAUAAAGACCAGAGCUAUACAACUUGGCAUUUACCCUGAAGGCUUCCUUAGAAAUGGUGCAUGCUGACCUUGCUAGUAUUUGCUCCAAGCUCUUCCUAAAUCAGUACCGGUGACCCUUACACAGGAUACUCAUCAGCGAUUUCACAGACCCUAUCUACUCAAGACUGCACAAAAUGCCUGGGGCUCUAGGAUUUCGGUUUGUAGGGAGAGAACAUCGUCAUGUAAACUUGACCUAAUGUUUACUAUUUUAAGGAUAAAGCAACUGGAUUAAAUGUUUUAAUGCCACAAGAGAUUUAUUACUCCAGUUGUGUACUUAUCACAUUUAAUGGAAAGGUUACAAACUAGAUUUUGGCCUUGCUUUGAAGUGAGAAUAGGUAGUCAUGGAUAAAGUAAAGUAACUUUGUUGGUGCCUACACUGAACCUAACAGGUAAGACAUACAAAUGGGACAGCAAGUCUUCACAGGUCUCCCGCCAUCCAACUUACUGUGGUAAAACAGGAUCGCAAAGAAUUCCAGACUUGGUGUGCAGGUGACAACUGUCUGUUCAGUAGACUCCAGUCUUCCUCCUUAAUUUUUGACUACCUCAGAAUAGGAAAAAGGACAUUUUGUUGAGUGAUUACUUUCACAUUUAAUGUCCCCAACCCAAGGCUGUAUCUAAAUGACCUAUUUUCACAUAUUGACUGGUUCAAGAGAAUUCUGUCUCAUUUACAUUCCUGUUAUGCUAUAUAGCUGCAGUAUUGGGUAUAAUUUAGCUCUAAAUUUAAGAUAUUCUAUGGAGUUAGAAGUUAGUUCAGUGUUGGCCCCAAAUCAUGUCUUGUCAGACAAUACACUUGGUCGUCCCUGUGGCUUCUACAUCAAGAUCCAGACAACUCUAGGAAGAAAAUAUUCAGAAAAAAAUGUCUGUACCAAACUCUCUGUAUAUAGAGUUUUCCUUGUUAUUCCUUAAAUGCAGUAUUAACAACAACCAUAGCACUUACAUGCAUCAGGCAUUAGGCCACGGCACACAAAAAUACCCACUGUAUAAAAACAUAAUUUUUAGAUAAGGCCUGGACUCCCAUGGAGCUUGGUAGCAGCCUAGCUCCUGUAAACAAUCUUAGGAAUGUGUUAUAUGUAAUAGCCAGACACCUACACGUUUUCAAUACAUUAGCUUCUUCCUCUUGAUGCUUGUCACAAUGUAAAAUAAGAUAAAGAGAGGUUCCUUUUGUCUUGUUUGCUGUGAAUAUGGUGGGAAAAAUGACUUUGUGUACAUGCAUGGCAGUUACCAAUACUGUAGCAAUAUCCAUAUGGCAUGUGGCCUCAGAACAUAGCUAACACCAACCGUGAAUGUUCUGUUAAAGCUGUCCAAUCUUUUCUUACCUAUAACCAUGCCUUUUGAUAGAGAAAACGGUUCUGACCUAACCUAGUAUACCAGACAGUAUCCUGAACAGUCUAGAUGGGAGAUGACUUUGGUCAGUACUGCCAAUACCAUGUCUGCUUUUCUGUCAAUGUAUUUCUCACUGGAAAUUUGUACCCAGAAAUGUUAAUGACAUUGAUUGUAAAUGUUUUCUUUCAUUUCCAUUUUGUUUAAAAAAUAAUCCAUAAAACAUUAAUUUUUGCUGUUUCGAUAAAGCCCAAAUUAAAACAUUUCACAAUCAUUUCAACAGAAUGAAAUGAGCCAAUAAAUCACCUCAUAAACUUAACAAAAAUGUAAACUUCUAGGUACCCCUUCAACCUAAAAAGGGUUGCUUCAGCACUCACUCGGAAUCCACACAUUUCAUCAGUCCUGAAGUGAAUCACACACUUCAAGGCGCCUCUUCCCUCUUGUGGUCCCCUUCCUGUCCCUGUUACAGUCCUUACUCCAACAGCAACAGACUAAAUCUAGACGUUAAGAGGAAAGUGAUAUUUUGCUACAUCUGGCUUAUUUCAGUACCAUAAUGAUCUCCAGCUCCAUCCAUUUCCUGCAAAUGUCUUAUACUCUUUAGAACUGAAUAAACCUCAUUUUCUUUAUUCAUCUA